Linum tenue is the source of this 1886-nucleotide messenger RNA. The record is from the annotation of a GenBank genome assembly. NCBI's taxonomy places the organism in Eukaryota, Viridiplantae, Streptophyta, Magnoliopsida, Malpighiales, Linaceae.
UUACAGGACACUAAAAAAAAUUCCACUUCUCAGUCUCCAUCUUGAAAAGUUUGAUUGCAAGAAAGGAAAAAAAAAGAGUGAGAGGGAGGGAAAAUGGCAGAGGAGAGUAAAAUGGAAAGAGGGCUUCUCGUGCAGCCGUUGCUAGAGGGAUCAGGUAAUAGUAAUAACAACGAGGAGGACAUGAUGAGCACUGCCGGAAAAUCUUCGUCGCCGGUGGAAGCGACCUCUGCCGCCGUUAUCUUCAGCACUUUCGUAGCUGUGUGUGGUUCCUUCUCCUAUGGAUGCGCUUUAUCAUACUCAUCGCCUGCUGAAUCUGGGAUCAUGGAAGAUUUGCACCUCUCCAUUGCUUCUUACUCAAUGUUUGGGUCGGUGAUGGAAGUGGGAGGGAUGAUAGGCGCUCUGUUUUGUGGGAGAAUAACAGCUGUGCUUGGCCGCAAAUAUACAAUGUGGCUUUCCCAGGUGUUCUCCACCAUUGGAUGGCUUGCUAUAGCACUUGCUAAGAAUGAUUGGUGGCUGGUGACGGGAAGGCUCUCGAUUGGGUUUGGAGUUGGUUUCGUCACCUACGUGGUUCCAAUUUAUGUAGCAGAAAUUGCACCCAAAGAGCACAGAGGAUCAUUUUCAUAUGCCAGCCAGUUGUUGGUGAACUGCGGCUUCUCCCUUGUGUAUUUCCUGGGAAAUGUAGUCUGCUGGCGUACCUUGGCAAUCAUCGCACUUGUGCCAGGGGCGUUCCAACUCGUCGGCUUGCCCUUCAUUCCCGAGUCCCCGAGAUGGCUGGCCGGAGUUGGUCGAGUGAAGGAGUUCAAAGCGUCGUUACAGCAACUGAGAAGCAAGAGUGCUGAUAUCUCUCAGGAAGUAGAAGAAAUUCAAGACUCUGUCGAUGAAUCGAAGGACGACCCAAAAGCCAGAGUUGGAGACAUUUUCCAGAGGAAAUAUGCCUAUGCACUAACCGUUGGACUUGGUCUAAUGCUUCUCCAACAACUCGGGGGCACUUCAGGAGUUGCAUAUUAUGGCAGCAGUGUAAUCCAAAAAGCAGGGUUUUCGACAACUGUUGGCACCAUAAUUAUUUCUCUAGUCCAGGUUCCUAUAGCAGCUGUUGGGUUAUUCCUGAUGGAUAUUUGUGGAAGAAGACUUCUCCUCAUGGUUUCUGCAGGUGGAAUGAGCAUAUGCAGCUUCCUAGUGGCAUUGUCCUUCGUAUUGCAGGGGCUUAACCCUCUCAGGGGAAUCACUCCUAUUAUGGCUAUAAUUGGCUUGACUGGAUACUUCACAGCUUUCUCAAUUGGAAUGGCAGGAAUCCCCUGGAUCAUAAUGGCAGAGAUAUUCCCCAUGAAUGUGAAGGCUCUAGCUGGGACACUAGUCACAUUGGUCAAUUGGUCAUCCUCCUGGGUCAUGACUUACUCUUUCAAUUUCAUGAUGCAAUGGAGCCCCGCGGCGACUUUUUUUAUCCUAGCUACAACAUGCGCACUCACAGUGGUUUUCACCUUGAAGCUGGUACCGGAAACAAAAGGAAGGACUCUAGAGGACAUACAUAAAUCAAUGAUGCGGCUCGAUUAGCGAAACUAGCCAGAUCUUUGUAUAUAAGUAUAAAUAUUGUUAUAGCGAUCCUUGGUCAAUGGUGAAGCUUUGAACCACUUGCGAUUCACUAGAUUUACUCAUCAACGAUGUUUCUUAGAGCUAAGCCAAGGGAUGGCUAGUAUAAUUGAUUUGUGGUGUAUGUCGUGUAUCAUUAGAAAUUGCCCAAAAAUUUAGAACUAUGCUACCCACAACCCGCACCACAGUGGGUAGUAGUUCACCACUACGCAGUGCAGUUUGGUUGUGGAUACCGACAAAAAUUUCAUUAUUGAAUAUGAUAAUAUGGUCAUUAAUAUUGGUGUUGUGUUCUUCUUACA